AUGCGCCGUCUUCCACCUCAGAACAUGGAAGAGAAUUUGUCCCAGUUAAUAGAUCUAGCUCCUCACCUUCAAGAUGAUUUACUCAACAAUGUUGACCAGCCACUUAAAGUCCAGAGAUGCAAGGUUAAAGGUAGAGACUAUCUUGUAUCCGAGUUCAACAGGGACGGUGACUCGUGUAGAUCUCCUUGGUCCAACGAGUAUGACCCUCCUUCAAUGGAAAGCCCUGUACCUUCCCCCAAAUUACGCAGGCUAGAAAUAGCUGCUAAUGAAGCGUUCGAUACGUAUAGAGAAAUGUAUUACGAAAAAGGUGUGUCUUCUGCAUAUUUUUGGGAUGAUGAUAAUGAUGCAUUUGCUGGGGCUGUUCUCUUCAAAAAAGUCGGCGAAGAUGGAAGAAAGAUGAAAGGUGCAUGGGAUUCUAUUCAUGUUUUUAGAGCUACGGAGAGAGGACGCAAUGCACACUACAAGUUGACAUCAACAAUAAUGCUUUAUACCAUCACCGAUAGAGAUGAAACAGGCAAAUUGAAUCUCUCUGGCAGCAUGACAAGACAAACUGAGGCUGACUAUCCGUACGAUGAACCACAGGCCCAUAUCGCUAAUAUUGGACGUAUAAUUGAAGAUAUGGAACUGAAAAUGCGUAAUUCUCUUCAAGAAGUGUAUUUUGGAAAGACAAGAGAUAUUGUCAAUGGUUUGAGAUCAGUGGACUCUCUAAUUGAAUCUAGGAAACAAGCUGAAAUUCAAAAAGAACUUGUCAGUAGACUCGCUCGUCGCGAAAAAGAUUUAGGCAAAGCCAAACAAAAUAGGAGUGAUACUUGA
Molecule: messenger RNA, 813 nt
Organism: Paraglomus brasilianum
Lineage: Eukaryota; Fungi; Glomeromycota; Glomeromycetes; Paraglomerales; Paraglomeraceae
Source: the annotation of a GenBank genome assembly